Messenger RNA from Vigna radiata var. radiata (mung bean), 1841 nucleotides. Its product is annotated as probable receptor-like protein kinase At1g80640. Gene Ontology annotation, molecular function: protein kinase activity; ATP binding. The coding region runs from base 304 to 1590 and encodes 428 amino acids. The transcript has 10 exons. The record is from RefSeq and is a predicted model, not a curated record. Lineage: Eukaryota; Viridiplantae; Streptophyta; Magnoliopsida; Fabales; Fabaceae. Gene Ontology annotation, biological process: protein phosphorylation.
GAAUUAUCUUUGGUUGAAUUGGAGAUAUAUUUGGUCACUUCAAAAAGAAAGUCUCACAUAUUAAUGAGUUAAAAAAGAAGAAAAGAGAGAGACAAAGAGAGGUAUGAAAAAAGAUUCAAAAGCUGUGAGAAAAAAGAGCGUUCUUUUUGGAAAACCAAAAAGCAGUUGAAACCUUGGAGAUCAAGAAGAAAACAGAACACCCAUUACCAUUAACUUUCAAAGGCUACACAAUUCACAACACAGGGCACCCUUUUUGCUUGUGCCUCCAAAUAUCUCUUUCUACAUGCAUACUUACAUCAAAGAAUGAAAAAGAACCUUCGUUUUGUGUUUAUUCUUCUUCUGCACUACGUUGCUGCUGCAGACCCUCCUGCUUCCUCUCCUCAACUUCCACCUCAUUUCUCUCCAGGGGAGGAGCAGCAUCACCUGCACAAGAAAAUGCUAGUAGCUAUUGUCGUAGCCACCAUUUCACUUGCUGCACUCAUUUUCGGUUUCUUAUGUUUCUGGAUUUAUCACACUAAGUGUCCAACAAAAUCCAAAACCAAAAAGGUUCAAACUCCUGGUCCAGAUGCAGAGAGGGGGAUCACCCUUGUACCUUUUCUGAGCAGAUUCAGUUCCAUCAAAAUUGUUGGUAUGAAGGAGUCUGUGCCGAUAGUUGAUUAUAAGCAAAUAGAAAAAAUGACCAAUAAUUUUCAGGAAAGUAACAUCUUGGGCGAGGGUGGUUUUGGAUGUGUUUACAAGGCUCGGUUGGAUCAUAAUCUGGAUGUUGCAGUAAAAAAACUACACUGUGAGACUCAACAUGCGGAAAGAGAAUUCGAGAACGAGGUGAAGUUGUUAAGCAAAAUUCAGCAUCCGAAUAUAAUCUCCUUACUGGGGUGUAGCGUCGAUGGUGACACGAGGUUUAUUGUUUAUGAGUUGAUGCAAAAUGGAUCAUUGGAAGCUCUUUUACAUGGACCUACUCAUGGCUCGGCAUUGACAUGGCACAUGAGGAUGAAGAUUGCUCUUGACACAGCAAGAGGACUGGAAUAUCUGCAUGAGCACUGCUACCCUGCAGUGAUCCACAGAGACAUGAAAUCUUCCAAUAUUCUCUUAGAUGCAAACUUCAAUGCCAAGCUGUCUGAUUUUGGUCUUGCCAUAACUGAUGGGUCCCAAAGCAAGAAGAACAUUAAACUAUCGGGUACGUUAGGAUAUGUAGCACCGGAGUAUCUUCUAGAUGGUAAAUUGAGUGAUAAAAGUGAUGUGUAUGCUUUUGGGGUUGUGCUAUUGGAGCUUCUAUUAGGAAGGAAGCCAGUAGAAAAACUGGCACCGACGCAAUGCCAGUCUAUUGUCACAUGGGCCAUGCCACAGCUCACAGACAGAGCCAAGCUUCCAAACAUUGUGGAUCCAGUGAUUAAGGACACAAUGGAUCAUAAACACUUGUACCAGGUUGCUGCUGUAGCUGUGCUAUGCGUGCAACCAGAGCCUAGUUAUCGCCCUCUCAUCACAGAUGUUCUUCACUCACUUAUCCCUCUUGUUCCCAUUGAGCUCGGAGGAACACUGAGAGUUUCGCAAGUGAGGCAGCAUACCUCUCUUGCUGUGAAUUCCCGUCAUUGAUAGUACCUAUCAGUUUUAUAACAGUGAAAAUGAAUGCUUCCAACACAUAUAGUUUUACCAAAUACAUCAAAUUACAGAUAGUAGUCCACGACAAAGUACAAGAACAUUCAUUUGGGAAGGGGAAAAAAACAUUAGAUUGUUCAUAACAGAUGUAAAGAAGAAAUUUUUAUUUUUACUUUCUUUUGGGUAGAGAUGGAUUGUGUACAGAGCAUUUAAUUUGUAUAAAUUUGAAUAUGUUGUCUUCAAUUCCA